UUUUUAUUUCCGGGUCUUGAAGGCCCUCUCCAGUCGAGCGCAGUUAGCACGAGCCUGCUGGUCCUGCAUGAGCUGAGUAAUCAAAGAAAAGGCGGAGAGCUCUUCUUUUACAUGUCCCAUUGUAAAUCUUAGAUGAGAGGAAAUGUCCGGGUUCAGGAUCAUGAAGGUUUAUCCAGACUGCAGCUGCUCGCAGGACAAACAUCAUCAGUGUUUUCUGCAGACGUCCAGCAGCUGUCAGGGAUUAAAGAAGAGCCUCCUGAGCAGCAGGACUCGAGUCCCAGUCUGGACCAGGAGGACACUAAGCCUCCUCAUAUUAAAGAGGAACAGGAGGAACUCUGGAGCAGUCUGGAGGGAGAGCAGCUUCAAGGACUUAAGGAAGAAGAUACCACCAAAUUCCCAUUCACUGUUGUCUCUGUGAAGAGUGAAGAGGAUGAAGAGGAACCUCAGUCCUCACAGCUUCAUCAGAGACAAACUGAAGCGAUGGAAACAGACGCUGAUGGAGAGGAUUGUGAGGAACCAAAACCAGUCAGGAACUCAGAUCUGGAAGGACAUUUGCAACCAGAGAUUGAGGUCAAGAUUGAGGACUCUUCUGAACCGGAGACUGAAGAUAUUGAUGAUAUUGGAGAGAAGAAACCACAUCGCUGUUCUCAGUGUGGUAAAACAUUCAAAAGAAAUGCACAUCUAACCCAACACAUGAUGAUUCACACAGAGGAGAAACCAUUCAGCUGCUCUGAGUGUGGUAAAAGAUUCAACUCAAAUGGAAGCCUGAACAAUCAUAGGUUAGUUCAUAGUAAGGAGAAACCCUUCAGCUGCUCUGAGUGCUGUAAAAGAUUUAACCAUAAGAAAAAUAUGACAAAACACAUGAUUGUUCACACGGGAGAGAAACCCUUCAGCUGCUCUCAGUGUGGUACAAGGUUCACCCAGAAAGGAAGUCUGACUAAACACAUGUCGGGUCACAGCGGGGAGAAACCAUUCAGCUGCUCGGAGUGUGGGAAAAGAUUUGCAGAUAAGGGAAAUCUGAACAAACACAUGUUGGUUCACAGAGGAGAGAAACCGUUCGGCUGCUCUGUGUGUGGGAAAAGAUUUACCCAGAAAGUAACCCUGAAGAAACAUGUAGUCGUUCACACAAGAGAGAAAGCAUUUAGCUGCUCGGAGUGCGGCAAAGGAUAUGCCCAAAAAGCGAGUCUUGCCAAACACAUGACGAUCCACACGGGAGACAGACCCUUCAGCUGUGUUGACUGUAACAAAAGCUUUUACUCUGAAGAGAAUCUGAACCAGCAUAUGUUGAUUCACACGGGAGAGAAACCUUUCAGCUGCUCCGAGUGUGGAAAAGGAUUUUCUCAGAGGGUAAAUCUGACCACACACAUGUCUGUGCACAGUGGAGAGAAACCGUUCGGCUGCUCUGAGUGUGGCAAAAGAUUCACCCGUAAAGAAAAUCUGUCCAAACACACGGCAGUUCACUCAGGAGAGAAACCCUUCGGAUGCUCUUUAUGUGGCAAAAGAUUCACUCAAAGCUUAAGUCUGACCCAGCACAUGUCGGUUCACACAGGUGAGAAACCCUUUGGAUGCUCUCUGUGCGGCCAAGGAUUUACCCGCAAAGGGAGUCUCAUCAAACACAUGUCAAUUCACACAGGAGAGAAAGCGUUCAGCUGCUCUGUGUGUGGUAAAAGGUUUUCCCAGAAAGCUGAUAUGAACAGACACAUGUCUGUUCACAGCAAAGAGGAACCCUUCAUUAUCCAGAGCACUGAAGCCUGGUUUCAGGAUCUGGAUGAUUUAUUGAGUCAGCGGCUCCUCGAUCCGGAUCACAGAGACCUUUUUAGAUCCAACAACACCGGGACAGGAUACGAAGAGGAGCUCCAGCAUCAGAGAGAAGGGAUGGAUGUGGUUUUAACACCUGGAGGAAAGCUGCAGAGAGCAGUGUUUCCUGCAGACGUCCGACAGCUGUCAGUCAUUAAAGAGAGGCGGCCUGAGCAGCAGGACCAGGACUACACUAAGCCACAACACGUUAAAGAGGAACAGGAGGAGCUCUGGAGCAGUCAGGAAGGAGAGCCGCUUCAAGGACUGGAGGAGGCUGAUACCAACAUGUUCCCAUUCACUGCUGUCUCUGUGAAGAGUGAGGAUGAUGAAGAGGAACCUCAGUCCUCACAGCUUCAUCUAAGACAAACUGAAGGGAUGGAAACAGACGCCGAUGGAGAGGACUGUGAGGAACCAGAACCAGCCAGGAACUCAGAUGUGGAAGGACUUUUGCAACCAGAGAUUGAGGUCAAGAUUGAGGACUCUUCUGAACCGGAGACUGAAGACAGCGAUGAUGAAUGUAAGGAGGCUAGAGACCGCCAGUCGAGUUUAAAGUCUCUGAAAAACACCAGAGAGAAGAAAUCACACCGCUGCUGUCAGUGUGGUAAAACAAUGAAAAUAAAUGGACGUCUAACCCAGCACAAGGAGAAACCAUUCAGCUGCUCUGAGUGUGACAGAUUUAGUCUGGACCAGGAGGACUCUAAGCUUCCUCACAUCAAAGAGGAACAGGAGGAACUCUGGAGUAAGGAGGGAGAGCCGCUUCGAGGACUCGAGGAGGAGGAUAUCAUCAAGUUCACUUUCAAUCCUGAUCCCGAGAGUGAAGAUGAUGACGAGGAGCCUCAGUCCUCACAGCUUCAUCAGGGACAAACAGAAACUAAUGAAGAGGACUGUGCGGGACCAGAGCAAGCCAGGAACUCGGAUCCCAAGGUCAAGUCUGAGGACUCUUCUGAACUGGACACCAAAGACAGCGAUGAUGAUUGCAAGGAGACUCCAGACUCUCAGGAAGUGGUUAAAAAGAAGAAACCAAAGAAAUCCUUCAGCUGCUCGCAGUGCGGCAAGACAUUCACGAGGAACGGAAAUCUAACCAAACACUUGAUGAUUCACACGGGACAGAAACCCUUCAGCUGCUCCAUAUGUGGAAUGAGAUUCGCCCGGAACUACAAUCUCACCCAGCACAUGAUAAUCCACACGGAGAAGAAACCGUUCGGCUGCUCCAAGUGCGGUAAAAGAUUCAACUCUCGAGGAACCAUGAUCAAUCACAGGUCGGUCCACAGUGAAGAGAAACCGUUCAGCUGCACCGCCUGCGGGAAAAGAUUCAACCACAAGAAGAACAUAUCCCGACACAUGUUGAUCCACACCGGGGAGAAACCCUUCAGCUGCCCCGAGUGCGAUAGAAGAUUCGCGGAUAAAGGGAACCUCACUAAACACAUGGUGAUUCACAACAGAGAGAAACCCUUCAGCUUCUCUGAGUGUGGCGGAAACCAUGACUCACAAACUGUGACUGAGGAGUUGGAAAUCCACAGUCAAGAGAAACCCUUCUACUGCCCCGAGUGUGGGGCAACAUUCACCCAAAAAGGAGGCUUAACGCAACACAUGAGGCUCCACACGGGAGAGAAACCCUUCAGCUGCUCUCAGUGUAACAAAGGCUUCCACUUCAAAGGAAACCUCACCCAACAUUUAUUACUCCACACGGGGGAGAAACCGUUCUGCUGCCCGUUCUGCGACAAAGGAUUCAGCCAGAAGGGCGCCCUCGCAAGACACGUGAUGGUUCACACGGGAGAGAGUUCAUUCGCCUGCAUCGACUGCGACAAAAGCUUUCAAUCCGAAGAAGAACUGAUCCAGCACAUGGCGGUUCACGCAGAAGAGAAGAAACCGUUCAGCUGCUCCGAGUGUGGGAAAAGUUUUACGCAGAAGAAACGUCUGAAUCAUCACAUGUCGGUUCACACGGGAGAGAAAGCGUUCAGCUGCUCGGCGUGUGGGAAAAGGUUUGCCAAGAAAGUGAACCUAACGAAGCACAUGGACACUCACAGGGAAGAGAAACCCUUCAUUAUUGAGAGUGCUGGAGCGUGGUGCUGCUGAGGCAGUAUGGUUUGUUAGGGAAAUUCAAGAUAUUGAUAGAUUCAUUGAUAAUUAACUGAUUUGCAUAGCAUGUUUUUAUUCAUUUGGUCACUUUGGAUAACCCACAUUUUGCAUUAAUUAUCUUUAAUUACAUUUUUUAACAUUGCAAAUUUUUUCCUAUAAUUCAUAAUUUAUUUUUAACUUUUUUUUUUGACGCAGCCAACACAGCACAAAACCACAAUGUAGCCUUUUUAGACUCAGAAGCAGGUCUCAUGCACAAAUAGUUAAUUAAAAACAAAAUCCAUAGAUAAAAUGAAAAUAAAUUAACGAAUAAAAAUACAUGGAUUAAUUCAAUAAUU
This is a messenger RNA of Notolabrus celidotus (New Zealand spotty), 4211 nucleotides long. RefSeq names its product zinc finger protein 836-like. NCBI's taxonomy places the organism in Eukaryota, Metazoa, Chordata, Actinopteri, Labriformes, Labridae. The transcript is spliced from 4 exons. The record is from RefSeq and is a predicted model, not a curated record. Bases 133 to 3873 code for a protein of 1246 amino acids.